Messenger RNA from Pochonia chlamydosporia 170, 2079 nucleotides. Its product is annotated as low temperature requirement A. The record is from RefSeq and is a predicted model, not a curated record. The transcript is spliced from 7 exons. NCBI's taxonomy places the organism in Eukaryota, Fungi, Ascomycota, Sordariomycetes, Hypocreales, Clavicipitaceae. Bases 1 to 2079 code for a protein of 692 amino acids.
AUGGCGAGCCACGAGCACCAUCACCACAUGCGAGAGAGGCUAAAGUUCCUCAAGACGCCUGUUGCCGACAACAAUUCUAGCUCUCACACUGACCACAACAUCGAUAAGAGCGGCCCUGGGGAAGAAGGAGUUCCCAAGCUUAAGAGAUAUGAAGAGCCAACUCUUCUCGAAAUCUUUUAUGAUCUCUUCUUUGCCGCCAAUUAUACCGUAUUCUCCGAGAACAGAGAAGUCACCAAUCACAACAGCUUCAAAGCAUACAUUGGAUAUUUUUGCCUCCUGUGGCUCACCUGGUUUCUUGUGGCGUCUUACGAUGUGCGCUUUGUCACGGACAGUAUAUUCGAACGUACGGCGAGAGCCCUUCAGCUUGGCGUUCUCGUUGGCUUUGCCGUCGUUGCUCCGACCUUUGACCCAUCAAACCAAAAGUCGCAGACAAUGAGAACAAUGUCUCUCAUCCUCAUGUUUUCUCGUGCCGUCCUCGCAGUUGAGUACGCUAGCACCUUAUGGCAUGUGAGAAAAUACAAGAAAUGUCGAAUACCGCUUUAUGUAAGCAUCGGUGUCAACAUUGUUACCAUGCUCAUAUAUCUGGGCAUCACCUUCCGUUUUGAGGACAAUAAAAGCAGCCGAGUCUUCAUGACGUGGUACUUUAUCUCCGCGGCUGAGGCAAUCUUCACCUUGAUCACGUCCAGUGUUUGGCCAGUGUUGAGUUUUACAGAGUCUCAUCUUAUGAAGCGACUCACCUUGAUAACGGCCAUGAUACUCGGAGACGGCCUUGUCAACAUUGCAAAGGAGGUGGUAACCAUGGUUAAGGCACCACAAGCUUGGGACCCACUCACAAUCGGAUUGAUUACAGCCGGCGUUGCAACCAUCUACUUCGUCUUCUUGAUCUACUUUGACUGGCUACGCUCCUCAUUCCACCUUCCUCCCAUACGACAACUCAUCUGGACGGCGCUACAUCUACCCUUCCAUCUUUCCCUCGUCCUCUUCAUGCAAGCCUUCACCCAGUACAUUAUAUGGUCAAAAGUCAUGAACGUGAUAAACAAAUUGACCUCGAGCUAUUUUUCAGACGGAUCAGACGAUCCCUCAACCGUAGCCAAUUUCACCUCUGCCCAAAUUGCCAGCUACUUCAAGAACGAAACCAACUACUACUUCUCACUGUACCCUGCGAAAAUGCCACAAACCUUACAAACUGUCAACCUCGCCAUCCAAAAUAUCUCAUCUCUGCCGGAUAGCCUGUGGCCGCAGCUUGCCAAGCUCGCCCAGACAGAAGAUGAGACCACCGUUUCCGACAGCAAUCAAGACCCUGCCAUCACCUUUUUACUGUCCUAUAAUAGUAUUCUAACGUCCUUGAUAAACAACCUGUUCCAGGUGUUUGGCAUCGAUCUUGCCAAGGACAUCAUUCAGCCAACGCAGAAUAUUACGCAGAACACUGGUAACGUCAAUGCGGGAAUGCUUCAAAACAAGGUAACAACCAAGACGUGGCGACGCUAUCGACUCGUGUUUGCGUAUGGAUACAUCGCCGCAGGGUGCUGCCUCCUCCUCAUGGCCAUCAUGUCAGUGAUAUCCCGUACGACGCGGUGGAAACCAUGGCCAAUCAUACGUCUCAUCAUCCUCAUCAUUCUGGCCCUUGGAACGGGCCUCAUCUCCCUUCUCUGGUUCACCUCGCCAAAGGACGAAGACGAAGAAUUCCAAACAGGCUCAGAAGAUCUGUGCUGGCGAUACAUUUCCACUCCCUGGGUAUUACUUACCAUAUUCAUUGUUUAUACGACUGUUCUUGUCCUUACACAUAUUGGCGGUAAUGGAGAGAGCCUCAAGCGAGCCGGUACCUUUCUGUCGUUUAAGAAAAAGCAAUCUUAUGAACCAGUUGACCUUCCAAUGACACCUGGAAACAGCUGGGGCAGUGCGAGUCGUAAGGGCGACCAUGACAGCCGGCAGCAAGAUCAACAGGGUCGAUCGGAAUCGCCAUACGAGCUGCACCGACGCGGAGGCACUAGGACUGCACACAGCAGCUCCGAGAGACCAACCAGUUCAUAUGAUCCCCUUAAGGAGUCUACGGAGUACCGUGGUGCCACUCAUGUUUGA